UUGGAAUAUGCCCAUAGCUAUGUGUGGCGAGAACAUAUAUAGUAUCCUAUUUGACCUAUUCCCGCCGCUGACCGAUUCUCAUUCUUACCAAGGACAUAGAACAUAAAAUGAGGGGCCGACAUCAGCUCCCCGUUCGUGCGAAGAGGCAAUAUGGAGCCAUGUUUGGCAUCUUUCGCUAUGACAGAAGAACUGGCAGAUGUGAAUAUAUGGAAUAAUCAGGCACAGCUUUUGUGGAAGCCCGAAGUAUUAUUUCACUCAAGAGUGUCUCUUGUCGUGCUCGAAGGCUUAGCCUGCUCGUUAAUUAUGAGCUCGUUCUACCUAGCGUACAAUGCCCCCAGAUACCAACUUGUAUGAAACUCCAACUGAAUACCAAUUAGCCCGGAUGCAGCGGAGAUAAACGAGGCCGACAGAUUCAGAGCAGCCUCUAAUAGGUACGGAUGUUUAAGGAGAGAGCAGAAAGGAGAGCAACGCUUAUUACUUCUUUAGUCUGGACUCUCUACCAAGCCCAGGCUCAGAUGCUGCAUUUCUUC
This is a messenger RNA of Aspergillus pseudotamarii, 530 nucleotides long. RefSeq lists its product as uncharacterized. The record is from RefSeq and is a predicted model, not a curated record. Lineage: Eukaryota; Fungi; Ascomycota; Eurotiomycetes; Eurotiales; Aspergillaceae. Bases 151 to 354 code for a protein of 67 amino acids. The transcript is spliced from 2 exons.